UUUUUAUAAUCUUACAGACGUUGGGGUCAAAGGAUCAAGACUUGUUUAAGUCCUCCGGAUGAUGACAUCAUCUCAGAUUUAGCUCAAAAUUUUCAUUGGGUAGACAUAAAACUUUCACAUAGAUUGCGUAUUCAUCUUUAUCAAAGCAUGAUUCACGCAAGGAGUUGGAAUUUAGUAACAUUAGUCAUUGUCAACUUGACCCACAUCCCCUGAAGCACCAGAAACAAAGAAAGUUGUGGUACUACACAGUGACUGGUACAUUUUGCUUGUUUGAUUCUUUUUUUGAUAUCUGAUUCUUGCCCUCUUUUUUAUUUUGAAGUUUCUUCAUUUCCAUAUUUGCCAGUUGAUUUUCUCAUUUUUCCCAUGUUUAAGACAGCUUAAUUAAUUUGAUUGGUUCACUGGACUAAUGUGGCAGGCAGGAAGAUUCUCCCUUUCUAAUGGCAGCUAAUAAUAGCAUCGUUUUCUUGAUUUUCAAGUUCAUUUAUGGAAAGAAGAGAAUCGGGUUCUCUUGCAUUUGCUCUGUCUAUGUGACUGUAACUUUCCGGAGUAUUAUCCUCCAACCCCAGAAAAAAAGCAGCUUUUCUAGUUUUAUGAUGGCCAUAUUCUCAGGGUAGUCACAGUUUCAGGUGCUAUCCUGCAAGGCUAUGAAUCAGCUUUAGAAGAAACCUUUUACCUUUGUGGGUCAGUUCAGGAGGGAGUACUUAUGAGUUGGCCUGCUAGGAAGUUGGGGAAAUUCAUCUAGGAUGAAUGCGAUUCGGUUGUUUUUAGUGUUAAGGUUACUCUUGUUUGGACUCUUGCCAAGAGGGUCGAGUGGUGAAAAUGUUUCUGCCUCCGCAAGACCAUCUGUGGUUUAUGUUGGGGCGAUUUUCACCUUUGACUCCACAAUUGGUAAAGCUGCAAAGAUUGCCAUUAAGGAGGCAGUUAAAGAUGUGAACUCCAACUCCAGUGUCCUCUCGGGAACCAAACUCGUUGUGAACAUGCACAGUUCUAAUUGCAGUGGAUUUGUUGGAAUGAUUGGAGCUCUGCAGUUUAUGGAGACGGACACUGUUGCCAUUAUUGGACCUCAAUCUUCUGUUGUAGCGCAUACCAUAUCUCAUGUUGCAAAUGAACUUCAAGUACCUCUAUUAUCUUUUGCGGCAACAGAUCCUACCCUCUCUUCUCUUCAAUUUCCUUAUUUUGUUAGGACAACCACCAGUGAUUUGUACCAGAUGACUGCUAUCUCUGAAAUGGUAGACCAUUAUGGUUGGAAAGAUGUAAUUGUGAUCUUUCUGGAUGAUGAUUAUGGGAGAAACGGCGUGUCUGCAUUAGACGACGCACUUUCAGCUAGGCGUUGCAAGAUUUCAUAUAAGGCCGGAAUCCCACCUUCAGGGGUGGUGAAUAGGACUGACAUAAUGGAUAUUCUUAUAAAGGUUGCUUUACUGGAGUCGCGUGUUAUAGUUCUCCAUGCUUAUCGUGAUGUUGGGUUCAUGGUGUUUUCUGUUGCUCAAUAUCUUGGAAUGGUGGGUGAUGGCUAUGUUUGGAUAGCUACAGACUGGCUUUCUUCUGUGUUGGAUUCCUCUUCCCCCCUUCCUUCUGAGACCAUGGAUUCUAUGCAAGGAAUUCUUACUCUGCGGCAGCAUACUCCUGACUCUGAAAGAAAGCACGCAUUCUCUGCGAGGUGGAACAAGAUUACUGGUGGUUCUUUUGGCCUGAAUUCCUAUGCUUUAUAUUCUUAUGAUACUGUUUGGCUGCUCGCUCAUGCCCUAGAUUCAUUCUUUGAUCAGGGUGGAGUUAUUAAGUUCUCCAAUGACUCAAAACUAAUGUCUAUCCAAGGGAGCAAUAUGCACCUUGAAGCGAUGAGCAUUUUUGAUGGUGGUCCACACUUGUUGAAAAACAUUUUAGAGAGCGAUUUUGUCGGUUUAGCUGGGCAUGUCAAGUUUAAUUCUGAUAGAUCAAUCAUUUUUCCAGCUUAUGACAUCAUAAAUGUCGUUGGUACUGGUUUCAGACGUAUUGGUUACUGGUCAAACUAUUCUGGCUUAUCGACAGUGCCUCCUGAGACCCUAUACUCGCAACCACCUAAUCGAUCUAGUGCAAACCAGCAGCUAUAUAGUGUAGUCUGGCCAGGGGAGACAGUGGUAAAGCCUCGGGGAUGGGUUUUCCCUAACAAUGGGAAGCUUUUGAAGAUUGCAGUACCCAAAAGGGUAAGCUACAAAGAGUUUGUGUCACAAGAACCAGGAACCAACACAUUUAAAGGAUUCUGCAUAGAUGUCUUUGUGGCUGCUGUAAGCUUACUGCCAUAUGCCGUACCAUAUCAAUUCAUUCCCUUUGGAAAUGGACGUGAAAAUCCUAGCUACAAUGAGCUUGUGAGACUAGUAAAUGCGGGGGUUUAUGACGGCGCUGUUGGUGACAUUGCUAUUGUCACAAAUCGGACAAGACUUGCAGAUUUCACUCAGCCAUAUGCUUCAUCAGGACUUGUUGUGGUCGCCCCUACCAGAAGGCUGCAUACUAGUGCUUGGGCUUUCCUGAGACCAUUUUCUCCGUCACUGUGGGGAGUUACAGCAGUUUUCUUUAUUUUUGUUGGGAUUGUAGUGUGGAUUUUGGAGCAUAGAAACAAUGACGAAUUUCGCGGACCACCAAAAAGGCAGCUGGUAACCAUUUUAUGGUUCAGCCUGUCCACCAUGUUUUUUUCCCACAGAGAGAACACUGUGAGUACGCUUGGACGAAUGGUGUUACUCUUAUGGCUCUUUGUGGUCCUCAUAAUUAACUCUAGUUAUACUGCAAGUUUAACUUCAACACUCACAGUCCAGCAACUGUAUUCUCCCAUUAAAGGGAUAGAUAGCCUGAAAGAAACUGACGAUCCUAUAGGCUACCAAAUUGGCUCUUUUGCGCAGAACUAUCUGAUUGAGGAAAUUGGAAUACCUAGAUCCAGGCUUGUCGCACUUGGAUCACCCGAAGAGUAUGCAAGGGAACUUGAGCGUGGUCCUAAAAAUGGCGGUGUUGCUGCAGUGGUGGAUGAACUUCCUUACGUAGAACUUUUCUUGUCAAGCCAAUGCAAAUUCAGGAUUAUAGGCCAGGAGUUCACUAAAAGCGGUUGGGGAUUCGUAAGUUUUUAGCAUUAUCAAAAUUUGUUUUGAUAGAUAUUUUUAUUUCCUCAAAAUCUCACAUGAUAUAACCAUACUUCUGUUAGCCUGACAAAUUUUAAAAACCUCAUACUUGCUCCCUGAAUGAUCUUCCGAAAGGGUAUGGUUUUCUGAUGCAUGGAGUGCUUUUUACGAACAAGUACUUAAUUAUUUGUGGUGUUGUUGUGUGCUUGUUAAACCAAUGGCAAUGGAGGUCUUCUUGCAUGUGCAAAAGUCAUGAUAUUACUUGAAUGAUAAACACGUACUCGCAAAAAUUUUUAUUUAUUUAUUUAUUUAUUUCUUUUUUAGUGGUACUCACAAGAUCUCAAAUCGUUUCUAUGUAACAAACAUCAGCUAUACUUUUUGUUAUCAUUCAUCCUUCUAUGGAGCAAGCAUAAUUGAUUCCUCCCAUGUCAUUUCAUUCUUCCCCAUAUUGUUACACUGUCCUAGAAAGGUCACUGGUUGAAGAAAAACAUUUGAAGUCACAAGUAGAGCAGAAAAACUGUAUGCAUUCUUGGUUUUCCUGAUAUGGAGAGAGACUCUGGCUUUGUAUCUUAAAACCUAUUUUCUUUUUCAUAUUAGGCAUUUCCGCGAGACUCUCCCUUGGCCAUUGAUUUGUCGACUGCUAUUCUUGCUCUCUCUGAGAAUGGAGAUCUACAACGUAUCCACGAUAAAUGGUUGACUAGAAGCAGUUGCAGCUCAGAUAAUACUGAAAUCGAUUCACAACGCCUUCACUUAUCCAGUUUCUGGGGCCUAUAUCUCUUGUGUGGCAUCGCCUGCUUUCUUGCGCUAUUCAUAUACUUCUUCCAGAUUAUGCAGAAGUUUCGGAAAGCUGCCCGACAAGCAGAUCAUUCCAUUGCAGGUGAAGAUCAAUCCGGAAGCUCCUCACGAUCAAAGCGACUGAAGACACUAUUGUCAGUAAUGGAUGAAAAAGUUGAUCUAUCAUCAGAGAGUAGCCAUAAAAAGAGGAAGACUGAGAGGGCAGUGUCAGAUAGUAACAUUGAAAUAAACUUCUCCAGAGAUUAAGUAAAUGAAGUUAAUUUAUUUAUGAUUCAAUUUCAAUUCUUUUAAGUGUAUAUAUAUCAUCAGUCAUACCCAAUUCACAGUUUUUACAGCUGAUUGGCUCUGUCACCACCUUUGACCAAAUGUCACUAUGUAAAAUAUACAUUCGAUCCAUUCUAGGACAAAUCCGUAUGCUCACUAAUUUUUGAGAUUUGUUCUCUACCAACUAUUACCGACUUGUUCUAAAUAAUAUAAGGUGAAUGUCUCUCUUUCAUAAUCACUUAAUAUAGCGAC
This is a messenger RNA of Oldenlandia corymbosa var. corymbosa, 4394 nucleotides long. Lineage: Eukaryota; Viridiplantae; Streptophyta; Magnoliopsida; Gentianales; Rubiaceae. The record is from the annotation of a GenBank genome assembly.